Messenger RNA from Mercenaria mercenaria, 4032 nucleotides. RefSeq lists its product as uncharacterized. Bases 17 to 1156 code for a protein of 379 amino acids. Lineage: Eukaryota; Metazoa; Mollusca; Bivalvia; Venerida; Veneridae. The record is from RefSeq and is a predicted model, not a curated record. The transcript has 2 exons.
UCCAGGCUUAAAUGAUAUGCCGACUAAUUUGAAAGACCCAUGGAAUGAAACGUCACAGUACUUUAGAUACGGCAGAACAUGUGUCAAAAAGUGCCCUGAAAAUCAUACAUUUGUUGGAAAAGAAACGAAUCAACAUUGCUGGUCGUGGAAUUGUGAAAAAAUAUUACAUCUACAAUGUUUAUCCGAAUGUCCAGAAAACACAUAUAUGUACAGAAAUUUGUGCCUCAGCUUUUGCCCUGGUCACCUCUUUCUACUUGGCAUGGCGCUUGUUGAAUCAUGUCCGCAGCAACAACAUUUACAUCUGAAACGUGAAGUCGUUGUAACAGAAAACAGUCUUAGAUGGGAAAGGACAACGACAAAGUCCAUUUUUGAAUGUGUUUCAAAUUGCAGAGAAAAGUUAAUUCAAAACAAUUCUUGUGUAGACAAUUGUCCUGUUAAUGAACCGUACCUCAGGGGCAUCUUCUGUCACAACAAUACGUGCGGUGCGAAGUAUGAAUUAAAAACAUCAAGGGGUAUUGAAUGUUUGACCGAAUGCCCUGAAGGGACUCUACAUAGUACCAAUAAAUGUACUACCAAAUGUCCAGACGAAUUGAAGUUCAAUUCAAACUCCAUCUGUGUUAAUCAGUGCCCGUCUUCAAGCCCUUUUGGUGUUGAUAUAAAUAAAGAUAGCUUCAGUUUCUACGAUAAAAAGAGUGAAUUCAAAUGUUUAGCAAAAUGUAAAGACAAUAAAGUAUACAAACGAGACGAAGAGGCAUGUAUCUAUUCGUAUAAAUGCAAGGAUCCAGACUUUGUAUAUGCUGGGCAAUGUUUGAAAAGCUGUCCUAGUGGUUAUAAAUGGUUAUUGUCUUGUUUUCACCAGUUUGCUGCAAUAGUCUGCAGUGUAAUUGUGAUCUUACUGACGCUAACUUAUGGCUACUGUUGCUUUCCAUUAUUCAAGGAAACAUGUAGCUUCAUUACAAUCUGUAGACAGUACAAAAAGAAUAACAGUAGCGAAGAUAGUGCUAAGAACUUGCUGCAAUUGGUGAAUGACGAAGAACCAAAUGAUCCUGUUCAUCCUGAGAAUACAACUGCUAUAGAUAUGGCUGACAUUUCUGUUUUUCAAACAUUCAACAGCAGUUAUAUCAACAAUGCUUUAGAAGCAGAUAUAAACAUCUGAAGUGGUACGGACAGCGGCAUUGUACCAAUUUGUUUGGCAUAGCAUAUGCUCAAAGACAACAAGACCGACAAUAUUAAAUGUAGCACUAGUCGCUGGUGUGACUAAAACAUCGUAACGUACGAACUAUACUAAUAACACACCAUCUGUAGAUUUUCACCUACAACAUGUAUACUUCGUGUUUUUACAAAAAAAGUGUUCAAAAUUAACAAAAUUAGCUAAAUAUUUUUAUCAAGACCACUAGCUCAUUUUACUAAUGAUCAAACUUUUCUUUGUAGUAAAUGUGUGUUAAUGCUAACAGAAAUACGAAUAAGAAUAACACGAAAGGGAUAGAUGUAUUCGGUGAUUUUAUUAUGCAGCAGACUUCUUUGGAUCGUGAUGGACACGUGGUUUCCCAUAUUUGGCAUUUAAACUAUAACAACGUAGACUUGUUUCGGACAAUAAACGCUUGUGUGCGUGCACGCGUGUGUAUGUGUGUACGCUUAUUUACUGUCGCCACUGUAUCUGUGCGUGUGCGUGUGCGUGUGUGCGCGCUGCGUAUUCGUGCGUGCGUACCUGUAUGUUGUUGUUAUUGUUGCUUCCCUCUUUGAAAGCGGUCCUACAUCAAUGCCGAGGGAGUUAAAGUUCAAGAGAUAUUUUAGUUUGCUAAUAACGUUUGCAUCUAUUAUGCAUACGAUUUCAUGAGUACUAAAUUUAAAAGGACUCCAAAAUAAACAAGAAUAUAUUAUUUUUUGAAAAAGAUGGUCCAUACAGAGUUGUUGGAAUAUAAGUUAUAUAUUGAUUUUUUAAGUAAUUGCCAUUGAAAAACUUGAUCGACAUAUCCACUAUGAAAAAAUGGCGUAAACGGCCUAUUACUCAUUAUGCAUUAUGCCAUUGUCACGUGACUGAAAUAGCUGACGUUAACAAGACCAUUCCUAGCAACCAAACUUCAUUUCGGUCGAAUCUUUCAGAUCUACUCAAAGAAAUCUGUAUUUUGGAUUAAAAUCAGCUGAAGUGGUCUCUUUCUACAUCUUAACAUCAAACGAGAGAAAAAAUAAUGUAUUAAAUGGCUGUAGUUUAUAGCACACAAGAGAAAAUUUUCUCACUAUGACCUUUCGCUAAUUGGUAGACUUGAAUCGACUGAACGAUGAAGCGUUGCAAAAGACACAGGAAGAUUAAAAAUUGAACUGAGCAAACUGCUUCAUAAAUCAGUGGCUAUGGCUAAAAACACGCAUGAUACGUAAUCAAGCAAUCUGAUUUGCCAACUUGGACACGUGACAUAGGUCAUUGUAAGUCACGAAAACAAGCUUAAUACGGCUGCGUCGAAAAAGAAACCAUGACGAGAAGGUACUUGAACAGAAAACCACCUAACAUGUCCAUGUCAGAUGUCGAACAUAAAAGGGAUCUUUCGUAUUAGUUCAACAUUCCGUGGCAAUAUCUAAUGACUGCGCUGUUUGUUUAGUGUGUAAAUAAAACAUGUCUAAAAUGAUAUUCUAACAUGGUUCGAUUCGAUUGCAAGUUAAACAAAGUUCAAGUUCUGUAUAUUCCGCGAUAAAAGAUGGUUGACACGCGGACCGGUAAGAGAGCAUUAUGACGUCAAUUAUGACGUAAAAUUGCCGCAUAACGUCCUCUUUAUUGACACUGGGAUAAAUGUAGUCCCAAUCCGUGACUCUGUAGUUACCUCCCCUGACGGUCCGUCCACAGAGUCACAAGCAAUGGCUGUUAAAAAUCGGCGUAAUCGAGGUACUUCAAUCUUUGAGACAUGAUUUCCAACACAAUGAUGAUUUAAAGGAAAAAAGAAAAGUGUUUCUGAAUAACAAAUUUAUUAUUGUACUUGUAAUAGUGUAAUACGUAUGCUAUAUGCAUUGUCAUGAUCACUUAGCAAUACCUGAAGAAAGUCACCCACUGACUUGUAUUAUCGAUUUGUUUUCCUCCAUUCUUGCAUAAAAACUACUUUUUUCACUGGAUCCGCCCGUGUAUUAACGGGAGAAAAAUCGUGUGCAAACAAGGCAAUUCACGUGCUGUUAAUACCCGAUUUUUAUUUUUGAAAUGCUUUGCCAGGGAUAUAUGUAUGUAUUUUUACGCACACUGAUAUUUGGAAUCUGCGUCUUGUUUCUUCCUUAACAACCUCAUCUUGUAGCAUUAUAAAUACUAUAAGAUUCUUUCACUGGUUAUAGGUGCAGAUGGGAAUUUCCGGCCUCGAGAGUAACUGUUUAGGCGGUAACGAGGUUCCUACCGAGUUACCGCCUAAACAGUUACCCGAGAGCCGGAUAUUCCCAUCUGCACCUAUAACCAGUGACAGAAUCUUUUUCUUGCAUACCGAUAUCAAGAUAUAAUAAUAAAAAUAAAUUCAGUCGAACGGCUUUCUUUUUAGAACUAUUUCUUAUAGUAGCGUAUUUUAACAAAGCGCGGGAAAUCAACGUCCGUAAACAGGAAAGACGUCAUGGCGUUUCAAAGACAAAUAACAAUGUUUAGUUCCGGUUUUAUUUUAUCAGUUCCAGCGUAACGUUAUGAAUUUGUGAUAAAAUAACGUGUUUUGAAUCGAGAAAUAUACUAUCAGGAACAAAGAGGAACUGUCAAGGUAUUGGAUUUUAUUCCGUUUUUCGAAAUAAAAUAUAAAUAACUACAUAAAUCUUCUUCAUAUAUGUAGUUCGUAAUACGUCAUUUAAAGCACGGGGGUCAUCUUACACCCCGGGGUGUAAGAUGGAUUUUUCCAGCACCGGUAAAAAUACCGGAAAUCCCCGUCUGGUAUGCAAGAAAAUGUAAUCCAUAGUAUGUUUAGCUGUAUCUGUUUCCAACCCCAAACGUACUGCCCCCAUCAAUGUACGCCCUAGCUUCUCUUUGAGUUCACUCCCUUUACAAAGCGUCUGUUCAGUUAUUGUAAAUAACUGUGAAUAAAU